GGACAGACAGACACACACACACAAGCUCCGGCGCCGGUCAUCCUCUCCACCCCGACCCUCCACCGCCACACACUUCCCAGAAAGAAAAGAAAAAUCGCGCCUUGCGCUCCGCCAUGGCCGCCGCCUCCCUCCUCGAGCCCGCCCGCUUCCUCUCCCCGCACCACCCGCGCUCGCUCCCGCCCCCGCCCCGCCGCGGCCCGCACCACCUCCGCCCCUCGCCCCUCCCCGCCCGCGCCCGCUUCCCGCGCCUCCGCGCCCACCAGGCAUCCCCCAUCCCCCCGUGCCCCGUCGCCGCCGAGCCGGCAGCAAGACCGCCACCCCACGCGCUUCUCGACGCGCUCAAGCGGUCCCUGCUCGACUCGCUGGCGGCGCUCAGGAAGCCCGCGCUGGCGCUCCUCCUGGCCGGCGCGCUGCUCGCGGCCGCGGCGCCCCACCACGCGGCGCUGGCGGCGUCCGGCGGCCGCGUCGGCGGGUCCGCCUUCUCCUCCCGCUCCUCGCGGUCCUCCCCGGCCCCGUCCUACGGGUACACCGCGCCGGCGCCCAGGAUGGGGGGCGGGUACUCCUCCGCGCCCUUCUACUCGCCCUCGCCCUUCGUGUCCGUCGGCCCCGCCUUCGGCAUCGGCUUCGGGGGCUCCGGCUUCCUCCUGACCCUCGUCGGCUUCGCCGCGUUCCUCUACCUCGGUGGCUUCCUCACCGACUCCUCCGGGGGCGGAAGCGUGCUCACCGACACGCAGAAGACCACCGUCCUCAAGCUGCAGGUUGGCUUACUAGGCAUGGCCCGAUCAUUUCAAAAGGAGCUUGAUCAAAUAGCCGAGAAAGCAGAUACGUCAACCCCAGCUGGGUUGAGCUUUGUACUAGCAGAGACAACAUUGGCAUUACUUCGGCAUCCAGAUUGCUGUAUCUCAGCUUAUUCAACAGUGGAUGUCAAACGAAGCAUGGAUGAUGGGGAGAAACGUUUCAAUCAACUGUCAAUUGAGGAACGAGGCAAGUUUGAUGAAGAGACACUCGUGAAUGUGAACAGUAUCAAGAGGCAAAAAGCAGGCACUCAAAGAUCAAGUGGUUUUAGCAACGAGUACAUUGUGAUUACCAUAUUGGUUGCUGCUGAGGGGGUGUACAAGCUACCUACUAUAAACAGCAGCAGUGACCUGAAGACAGCUCUACAAAUGCUUGGUGGCGUACCGUCAAGCAAAAUAAUGGCGGUCGAGGUCUUAUGGACACCACAGAAUGAGAACGACACAUUGUCGGAGCGGGAACUCCUGGAAGAUUACCCACUUUUGAGGCCCCUAUAGAAGGAUUUAAGAUGUAUACUGCCCUGCCCCUACAAAGGAUUUCAUUUUUGACAGUCCAGCUUAUUAACUAUAGCUCAGGUUUUGUGUUUGUAAAAAUAUAAUUGUAAAUGAAGUCGCUUCCUCGUAGCAGCUACAUGAAAGUUUGCUCAACGGAACAGCACAGCAUUCAAAAUCUGACAUAGUAUGGUAGUAUCAUCCAGUUUUUCUGAUGUGACUCAAGUUUGUAAGCAAGUUUCUUCUGCAUGAACAGAUUAGUCGUA
This is a messenger RNA of Aegilops tauschii subsp. strangulata, 1549 nucleotides long. RefSeq names its product FLUCTUATING-LIGHT-ACCLIMATION protein 1, chloroplastic. NCBI's taxonomy places the organism in Eukaryota, Viridiplantae, Streptophyta, Magnoliopsida, Poales, Poaceae. Gene Ontology annotation, cellular component: chloroplast. The record is from RefSeq and is a predicted model, not a curated record.